Messenger RNA from Effrenium voratum, 2071 nucleotides. NCBI's taxonomy places the organism in Eukaryota, Dinophyceae, Suessiales, Symbiodiniaceae. The record is from the annotation of a GenBank genome assembly.
UGAGAGAAGGGUGAGAGAGUGGACGGCGGGCAGUGGUGAGGAAGUUGAGGGGGCAACAUUGCAUGGUUGAGAGGCUGGACGUCUUGAAAAAUGUUGCAUGGCAUGCUAAUUACUUUGCGGCAGCAGAGGCGCGCGUGUUGCAUGGGCUUGCAUGUGCAGGCAGAGUAAUUAGCAGGGUGGACGGCUUUGUUAAAUGGCAUGUUGCUUUGUGUUUGCACGGGCUUGCAAUUGAUUUGAGGGGAGUUGAUGGUUUGCGGUUCGAGUGGGAGAGUGGAUGUUUGCUGUUUUUUUUGUUGCCGCGCGCUUUCAGCCCGGCUGCUGCCGCCUGCUCUUCGGCGCGCGCUGCGGAAGGCUGGUGAUGGAAGAGUUUGACGCAACCGGCCGCUGCCACGGGAAGUCGAUGUCGAGCUGGGAGCACAGUGCCUCCGUGGGCCCCGAGGCCUUGCGCAAGCAAGAGAGACGAAGCGAGCGCAGCUGGUGCGACAUGGUCUGUGCUUCCAAGAAUUUCCCAGAAGCCCCUACGGCUCGAACGCAAAGAGGGUCUCCGGAAUUCGAGGAAAUGGGCCCGCGCACGCGCACGGCUCGUAGCCUCAUCCUUUUGAUUGCCUUGGCGCAGCCAUGGUGUUGGCUGCCUCCGUCACUCCCAGGAAUCGCUCGCGCUGGCGAAGACCUGAAGCACUUGCUCCCAGUGAUGGGCGCACGUUUGGGAGCCGGGCCGGGUGCGGCAGGGGUGAACCCCAAGUUUGCCGUUUGGGGUGCUGCCGUUCUUUUUGCCUUGGCCCGUUUUGCGAUCAGGCGCAAGAAGCUCCCUCAGGGCAAGCGUCCUGUGGCCACUCAUAGUCACCCUAGUCCAGCGAAGUUGCGCAAGGUCUCAGGGAAAAGUUCAUCGUCGGGAGAAACCGGCAAUACCCGCACUGCUGAAGCCUUGUUGGAGGAUGCCUUCGAGAUCUUGGGAAACCGGCCGGACUUCUCGAAGAUGGCGUUGCAGGUUGUUUUCGUUGGCGGAUUCAGCGCCGGCAAGUCCACUAUGAUCAACGCGCUAUUGCAGAAGAGGCAAUGCGAGACAGCUGGUGGACCCAAGACACAGAAGGUGGAGAGUUACACUGGGCCCGAUGGCGUCACCUAUGUGGACACGCCCGGCCUGGGAGCCCCGGAGUACCCAGAGCACAGGGCCGCAACAUGUAAGAAGGUGAGGGAGGCGGACGUGGUCGUGUUGGCUGUCAAUGCAACCCAUCUCAUGAAUGACAACGACAUCAGCCUGCUCAAAGAGAUGCAGAUCCCCCGGGAAAACUUGGUAGUGGCUGUGAACUUCUGGCAAGUCCACGCGUCGCACCCGGAAGCUCAAAAGGAGUGCCGCAGCCGCAUCCAAGAGAUGCUGAAAAAUACGUUGCAGGAGACGGAGCCUGUGGUCAAGGUGGUGUACAUGGACGCAUAUGCAGCAGAGCGACAUUUUGUGGAUGGCGCAGAAGACCUCGAUACAGACACUGCUGCUGCCUUUGCCGACCUAUGGACAAGGACCGCCCCGGUGUACCAGAAGCUUCAAUGGCUCCGUAAGAAGAUUGCAGAUCUCCGCGAACCGGAGUCAGAACUGAAGUCAGAAAUGAGUGAAGUGGAGGACGAAAUUCUUGGCGGAGCAGAUGGCGGGGUGUGUGGGGCAGUGUGCGGUGCAGCUGUGGGAGCACUAUUCGGCCCGGCAGGUGCUGGUGUUUUUUCCACUAUGGGCACCAUGGUGGGUGUGUUCAUUCAGCGUGCUGUUGCGACAAUCAAGAAGGACAACCGGCUCAGAGACUUGAGCGAAGGACUCAUGAAACUCCAGGCCAAAAUUGCGGAGUUGAAGAAGAUAGCGGAUGAGGUUGACAGAUUGCUCAACAGCAGCAAUGGCAGUGAAUAGAUUCCGCAGAAGCUGCCUGCAGAUUUUUUUUUGCGCAGGUCUAGUACACCCACGCCGCAGACCGGCAGAGUCCACAAGUGAAAGGAUCCUUUGGCGUGAGGCGAGCGGCCUGGCCACCUGGCGGCGGAGUGAGAACACCCCGGGCGGCGGCUGCGCAAAGAUUCAGAGGCUCAUAGACAC